AUGAAAUUAAUUAAUAAUCAACAAUCAAAUAUAAUGUAUGAUGUUAGUGAUGAUUUAAGAUUAUACAAUUUUAAAAAUAAUUAUUUCUUAUCAUCAAUAUCAUGUAAUAAGAAUUAUUCAAGUCCUUCUCCUAUCACUCAACUAUCAUCAUCAUCAAUAAAAAGAGAAAAAAAUUAUUAUUAUUGUACAAAAAAUAAAUCCAACGUCUUAUGUUCUCCAUUUAUUUCUCCUUCUCAUACAACAAUAAUAACUACACCAACAAAUAUAAUACCAACAAUUAUUCGUUCAUCAUCGUUAAAAACAAAUAAUAAUGAUGAUUAUUAUGAACAAUGUCGAGUUUCUUUAUUAAAAUCACGUAUGGAUAGUAUUCAAAUAAGUUCAUUUUUAAAAUUUGUUAAUUAUCAUAUAUCAAAACGUGGUCAAGAAAUUCACGAUAUAUCAAAAGAUUUAUCAAAUGGACAAAUAUUAAUUGAUUUAAUUGAAAUUUUAUCAUCAAAUAAAUUACCACGUGAAAAAGGACGAACAUAUUUUCAUUCAAUGCGUAAUGUACAAAUUGUAUUAAAUUAUUUAAAAUUAGAUAAAAAUCUUACACAUUUAAAUAUUUGUCCAAAAGAUGUUGUUAGUGGUAAUAUUAAACAGAUACUUGCACUAUUAUGGUUAAUUAUAAAAACAUUUAAUUUUAAUGGUUUUCAUUUAAAUAAAAAUAAAAAUUAUUUUAAUGAAAAAACAUUAUUUUGUGGUCAAGAUCGAAGUCAAUUAUUAAAAUGGUUAAAUGAUAUUCUAAAUAAAAUAUUAUUAACUUCAAAACAAAUAUAUAUUAAAGAUUUUUUUAAAAAAACAUGGUUUGAUGGAUAUUAUCUAAGUCUAUUAUGUAAAUUUAUUUGUCCAUUAAGUAUUAAAUAUCAAUCAUUAACCUAUGGACAUCAAUGUUUAACAUUAAUUCAACAGAUUAAUGAUGAUAAUAAUAAUAAUAAUCGAUUAGACGCUUGUUUGAAAUUAACGUAUCUUUGUUUUAAUAUUAAAAUUGACGAUGAUCAACUUCUAAUGGAUGAAAAUAGUCAUAAAGAAAAAGUAUUUUUUUCAUAUUUUUGUGAAUUACAACAAUGUAUUACACAUUUAUUUACAGAAAAUGAUUUUGAUAAAUUAAAAUUAAAUCCAUAUUCAAAAAUUAUCAUGGAAACAAUUAUGGAUAAUAUAAAUGAUUCUUCUUCUUCUCCUCCUAAUUUAUCACUAACUGAAUCUAUCGACAAUGAUUAUUUAAUUUGUAUUGGGGAAAAUGAUAUAAUCAAUUUAUCGUCAAAUGAACAAAGUGAAGUCGAAAAACAAAAUGAUUUCAUUACAGUAACACAAUUACAAACAAUCAAUGAAAAUCAACAAAAUAAAGACGUGUUAUGUAAAAAUCAUUCGACAAUAGUCAUUGAUGAAGUACCUGUGAAUGAAAUUCAGACAGUUGCUGUUCCGGAUGAAAAUUCCACUCAAAAUGAAGUUAUAAUACAAGCCGACGAUAGUAUACCCUUUAGAGUGUCUAAUACGAUGGUAGAAAAUACAGAAGCUAAUCUUGACAACAGUGCAUGCACACUGAAAAACGAGAAAAUGCUGUCGAUAAACAAUGAGGAAAAUAAAACUAUUAAUAAAAAUAACAAUGAAGAUUUGAUAGAGAUUAACAAAGAUACCGAACUACCUAUCGUAAAUGGAACAGGAAGCGACAUCAAUCAUCCUAUAUCAACAGUGGAGAACAUUGAAGAUAGUCAACCAGUUUUGGAUGUUGUAGCAAAUGAUUCCGUUGAAAGAAUCAUCCCUGUCUCAAAUAACAAUAAUACAAAACAAAAAUGCGAAAAAUCCAAACGACGCAAAAAGCCCACACCGAAAGUCGUAAAACAAAAAGUAUCCGAUGAGAACCAAAACAAUAUUACUGGAGAAGAAAUAGAUGAAAUAUCAAUCACGGUCACUACUCCAGAAGGCUUAUCUAAAGUGGCUAUACUACAAGAGGAUAACAAUGAUGAAAAUCAAGAAAAGAGCAACGUUUUACUUGAAUCUGAAAUGGUGACACCUGCAUUGGAAGUAACACAAACUACGUCUGACGAUGGUGAUGUUAUGGAUAUUGCUGAAACAAACACUAAUCAUUUCACUGAAAAAGCUGUCGAUAAUUCAGUUCCAACAGAGUCAUUAUCGUUAAAAAAUAAAGGUCGAAAGCGAAAAAAAUCCAAUAAUAAUAAAAAAGGCAGUGUGAAGAACGAGGUGUCUCAUUCAAGUUCAAAGGAUUUAAUAACAGAUGCCCAAACAUCUUCAUCUUUCAAGAAUAUCGCAGCUAUUGUUAAGAAACAUAUGCAUCAUUCAUCAACAACAACAGUGAAAUAUAUUUUAUUUUUAGUUUGUUUAUGUUUUUCAAUUCUUAUUAUUAUUGUCCAUCAUUGA
This is a messenger RNA of Didymodactylos carnosus, 2415 nucleotides long. The record is from the annotation of a GenBank genome assembly. Lineage: Eukaryota; Metazoa; Rotifera; Eurotatoria; Philodinida; Philodinidae.